This is a messenger RNA of Penicillium argentinense, 321 nucleotides long. RefSeq lists its product as uncharacterized. The coding region runs from base 1 to 321 and encodes 106 amino acids. NCBI's taxonomy places the organism in Eukaryota, Fungi, Ascomycota, Eurotiomycetes, Eurotiales, Aspergillaceae. The record is from RefSeq and is a predicted model, not a curated record. The transcript has a single exon.
AUGUGCCGCCAAUACUACACCCUCUACGAAUGGUGCCACUGCGAAGAAGAAGCCGGUCACAGCGUCUGCGGUGGGCAACGCCGCAACAGCUGUCCCGGCGUAAGCGUCGAAACGGUCCACAUGCACUGCUUCUGCAACUCGCACGCCUCGCGCGGCUUCAAGACGGAGAAGAAGAGCCGUAAGCAGGAAGAUAAGUGGCGGCGUCGGUCGCAGAAUUCGCAGACCUCUUCCGCGUCUGAUUCUGGCUCUUGGGAUGAGAAGGCUUCGAUUGGGAGGAGGUGGUUUCAGUGGUAUCAGUGGCGGGGUUUGCGGUCGCGCUAG